Molecule: messenger RNA, 1086 nt
Organism: Colletotrichum fioriniae
Lineage: Eukaryota; Fungi; Ascomycota; Sordariomycetes; Glomerellales; Glomerellaceae
Source: RefSeq, a predicted model, not a curated record
AUGGAUGAAUCAAAAGUUGAAGAGUAUAAGCUGGUUCCCAAGGACCCGGAACUAAACCCCGCCGGCCUGCAGCCCCGCAACUACUUCGUCUGCCACACCCGCGCCAACAUCUCCCGCUGCACGGUGUGUAAAGUCACGUACUACUGCGGCCCCGCGCACCAGGCCGCGGGCAGGAAGCGUCACAAGCUCGCCUGCACCAACAUCAUGCGGGCCAGGGAGGCGUAUGAGCUGGCCGAGAUCGACUGGCGGAAUUCGACGGAGCCGGUGUACUUUGAGGACCAGGCGAUUGUCGUCUUUCCGGAGCUGGAGACCGAGCGGGACUACCUGAUCGCGCACGACAGGUACAGCAAGACGCUGCAGCUGGAGCACACCGUCGACGCGGUGCAGCACUCGCUGGCGGAGCGGUUCGGCAUACUGGAGCUUGACCAUCGUGGCGUCUACGAGGCGCGGGAGUAUAUGCCGCUUGGGUUGAUGAGGUUGGGCCGGGGACCAGGAUGCUGGUGGACGCUGCGUGACGGUGGGGUUGAUCCGCGGCAAGAAAGGAUGAAGCGGUAUAGGGAGGAUGUGUUUGAGUCCCCCUUCGAGAUCAUGAGGAGCAAGAACGUGCUGUUUGGGACGUUGGAUGGGCUGCUGCUGCUCAAGAUCGAGCUGUACCUGGACCUCCGGGACAUUUGCAACGCGGACAGGAUGCUGAGAAAGGUGGUUGUCCGCGACAAGGGUAAGGGCGCCGGCGCUGCGAGGUUGCUCCCGUCCGAGGUGAUUGACACGAUCAAGCGGUACAAUAUCCGGUCGCACAUCAUCCGGGAGCGGCGCGACCUGGUGGAGAAUCACGGGUUCGUGGCGUCGCCGCUGGUGUGCGGGCGCAAGAAGCAGAUCCGGGAACUGGCGCGGGCGGUGUACGACAACCCCGAGUACACUGGCGAGGAGAUGGAGGUCAAGUAUAUUUACGCGCGGCCGUCGUGGGUUGAGAUGCCGGAGGCGGCGCAGAUCUUGGAUGAUGCUCAGGAGGGCAUUGCGAUGAUGGCUGAGACGAACCCGUACUGGGCUCGUCGGAUACCGCUAGAUGAUGAUGAUGAUUCGGAUUAG